Messenger RNA from Exophiala spinifera, 420 nucleotides. RefSeq lists its product as uncharacterized. The transcript has a single exon. The record is from RefSeq and is a predicted model, not a curated record. NCBI's taxonomy places the organism in Eukaryota, Fungi, Ascomycota, Eurotiomycetes, Chaetothyriales, Herpotrichiellaceae. The coding region runs from base 1 to 420 and encodes 139 amino acids.
AUGGCAAACUCCAAACCGGACCAAGCUCCAUUCUACGACGUGUAUUGGGUAGAAUCUGCGGGAAUGCCUAGGAACCACGUGGCGAUCUUUGUUGAGACACACGAACUCGGGCCUGGCACAGGACACAAUUUCCAGGUGUCCGGCACCAUCCAGCUGGGGAUGUACCAUAACCACCGGCCUGGAAAGAAGCCCGAAGAGGACGAGCAGUCGGCAUUCGUCAGUAAACGACUUCUCGGAAGAGUACCAAGGGCGGUCUACGACGACGGAACUUUUCGACAAGUCUGCGACCGAGUCGAGCCCCCGCCGAAGCAAUUCGAGGGCGCCAAAAGAUUGUUCCCCGGGCGAAGACUCAUACGAUGUGGUGAAUGGGCAGAGGACGCGGUUGGGCAGUUGAAGUCGGAGGGCAUUUUGUUAGCCUAA